This is a messenger RNA of Drosophila ficusphila, 1830 nucleotides long. RefSeq names its product cysteine-rich motor neuron 1 protein. Lineage: Eukaryota; Metazoa; Arthropoda; Insecta; Diptera; Drosophilidae. Gene Ontology annotation, cellular component: extracellular region. Gene Ontology annotation, biological process: regulation of signal transduction; regulation of cell growth. Gene Ontology annotation, molecular function: insulin-like growth factor binding. The coding region runs from base 537 to 1355 and encodes 272 amino acids. The transcript has 6 exons. The record is from RefSeq and is a predicted model, not a curated record.
GUUUCUCUAUGUGUGUGUUUGUGUUUGAAGGCUUUGUGACUGUGUCAGUGGCGUUGUUAUAAAAACACAACAAAAAUUGAAUGCCGAAUUGAAAGUGGUUGACAGGCAACUGGAAAAACAACAGCCAUGGCAAUAAUGUCGAGUGUCCUUUUGGCCAAGGCAAAGUGAAAGCAAUACUCGCCCGAACAAAUAGAGAAAAAUAUAUACAAAAUCGACAAAUAAAGAAAACAACUAGCAAUUGCCGAAAGUUUAUUAUUUUCCCAUUGAUUUCGAUGCAAAUCAACUGCGCAACAAUUUCGAAAAUCGUAUUGAAGUAGUCAACAUGCAAAUUGCCUGUGCCGGACCCGGUCGCAAUCGAACCCAGGACUCGAAUCCAUACCAGCCAUCCUCGACCUCGUCCUCGUCCGCGUUCGCGUUCGCAUCGUGGUCCUCUGCUAAAUCCACAUCCUCAACAUCCUCGACAUCGUCAUCAUCAUCGAAGGCAGUGGAACGCACCGUGGUAGAGCCAACAGGGGCGCAAUAAAAAUUGCCUAUAAAUGGGCGGAAGUGCCAGAGGCGUAGGCUGCCAGGGGCAGGAGCAGCAGCAGGAGCAGGAGCAGGAUGUUCUACGCACAAGGACGAUGGAAGGAGGAAGCAAACGGCAGAACAACAAAGCCAAACUUCCGCAUCGGAUGCGACCGAACGGAAGUUAUUUUGGCCGGCUGAACGUGAGCGCGGUACUCAUCUACUUGUGGUGCUAUCUGCUCCUGAUAAUGGCAGCAUCUGGCGGCAGCAACAACGUGGUGAACGGCCUCAAAUGCUACUGCAAUCCGAAGGAGUGCGACGUCAUCCGCUCGCCGGACUGCCCCGGAAAAGGACUCAUGCUCUGGGAUCCCUGCAAAUGCUGUCGCAUAUGCGCCAAAACUUUGGGCGAGUCCUGCGGCGGUCCGGGCGGAUUUUCCGGUCAAUGUGAGCCGCCCCUGCAGUGUGUGACCAAGCUGCCCAUUAGCAGCGGACUGGGCGUGUGCAUGGAUUUGCAGCACCUGACUGCCCUGACCUACAGUCAGCACGAUAAUUGUUCCGACAGCAAUUCGAUUGUCUUGCAGCCGGGCUGCGAAAUCACAAACAAACGCUGCCAAUGCUGGCCAACAAUGCGCACCUGUCUGAGUGAACUUUCCAGCGAUGGGGGAUCCCCAGGCGACUCCAGUUGGCACUUCAAAAACCUUGAGGACUGCCAGUUGAACUUGCAGAAUCUAAUUAAACUCGAACAGGAAUUCGAUGAAGACUACAAAAUCUCACCGAGUAAAUUUACAUACAAGAAGCUGCGCAGAAAGCGAAAAUCGUUGAGAAAACGCAUCAUCAUCUUGAAGGAUUGAGGCUUUAGUAUGCCCACGGAAACAUCCUUUUUCUCAGCUCUUAAUGCAAUAAAACCAAAUGGAAAAUCUUGUACAGAUAGUAUGCUUACUUCUAACUAAUAAUAUGGCUAUUAUAAAUAACAUAUAUAUAUUUAAAAAAAACAUAUACAUAUACAAGAGGAAAAAUACAUAUGAGAAAUAGACAAAUUGUAUGUAUCCUAAGACAUUUGUUACUUUAUUGUUUUUAGAGUGCGCGUACGUAUGUAUAAAUUCGCAAUUUUUAUUCCUACUGCCCCGAAAACAAAAUAUACAAAACAAUAAAUUGAAAAAAAGUAUUCAAGGAUGUUGUUGCUUUUGAAAAUAACAAACACUAAAUGUGCAAAACGUUGGAGUUUUCCAUAAGCAUAAGUCAAGCCAUUCAAUUAACAAUAAACCAGAAUGACAAAUUUUGCUAACAUGAAACAGCAUUGAAAAUAUAUAAGUGGCCAGAAAAUAA